Molecule: messenger RNA, 759 nt
Organism: Geodia barretti
Lineage: Eukaryota; Metazoa; Porifera; Demospongiae; Tetractinellida; Geodiidae
Source: the annotation of a GenBank genome assembly
AUGCGGACACACCUAACUCCCCCUUACGAGAAAUUCGCCUACGCCUACGACAGGAUAAUGACAAACGUCAACUACACGCGUUGGACCCAUUACAUUGAAUCGCUUUUCGAGAAGUAUGAUUGCAAACCACGCACGGUUCUGGAUUUGGCAUGUGGCACCUGUGCUUUGACUAUAGAACUCGCAUUGAAAGGCUAUGAGAUGACUGGGGUGGAGCGGGCAGUUGGUAUGUUGGACAUUGCGAAGGAAAAAGCCGCGGCGCACGAUGUAAAUAUCGAACUCCAUUACGGUGACAUGCGCGAGUUCCAACUGAACCAACGAUUUGACGCAAUCCUCUGCACCUACGAUAGCAUUAAUUAUGCUUACGAUGAAACCGAAUUAAGCAACGUGUUUCAGUGUGUUGCUGAGCAUCUCGAACCGGACGGCUUAUUUAUCUUUGACGUGACAACGGAACGGAACAUCGUUGAGCAUUUUCACAACAAAACGUUCGCGUCAAAUCAUGAUGAUUAUACCUACAUCUGGAAAAACAACUACCUCCAUGAUUCCAAGAUGUGUCAAACGGUCCUAACCUUUUUCAUCCGAGAGGGGGAUCUGUUUCGCCGCUAUGAGGAGGUGCACCAGCAGCGAAUCUUUGAAGUCAGCACCGUCAAUGACCUGCUCAAGGGCUCUGGCUACAAGCCGAUGAGUGCUUACGACAUGUACACCUUCAAUCGUUGGAACCGCUAUUCAGAUCGGAUUAAUUUUACCGCACGUUUGCUCUGA